GGGAGGCUGGUGAGCCAUUGAGACUCUGCUGGUAUCGACGCGAGAAGGGUACAAGCGGCGUGUGGACUGUGGACUGCAUUUCUACACACUACAUACGGAUUGGAAGGCGACGUCUGUGAAGUUGGAUGAUAAAUGCAGACGUCUGUCUGGUCUUUUUAGAGUGUGGAGCUGGGAAAAGAACUUGAAGCUAGUCAGUCCCUCUAGUCGUCGCAUCACAAGUAGUUGGAAGUUGGAACGGAGGGCACUCUCAAAGUUUGACACUGGCCGACGUCGGUCUGCUCGAUUGAGCCUCAGCCCAUCUGGCUGGAAAUACACAAACCUCGACAACACAAGGCUGGCCCACAUGAGCUAGUACGGGAACAACUCCUUCUUCUUCUUCAUCAUCAUGUUCUUCACAUUCACGUUUCCGAUCUUUACCCAAACAGAAGGGUUGGAGUGAGUGCUCUAGCCGAAGUUUGAGAAAAUAUCCCGAAUCGAAGAAUACUUUUACAUCGUUGAGUGUGUCCCUCAAGACAGUGCUGAAUGGGGAGAACGAGGCAAAGUGCGAGAAAUUCAUUCCUUUAGGACUCUAACUUGUGCUUUUGUACACUAGAAUGAGUCGGUCUGCCUGACAAACUCGUGAUAAAACUACUACCCCUUCUUUCACUUAGUCAAUACGCACGCAUCUCGACCCCCAGCAUGAUUCCUCCAAACUCGAAGCCCAGCGUGGAGUCCAUCUCCGAGGCCUUAUCCACCAGCACGGCCUUUCCGGCACCUGGUUUGGCCAUGAUAUCACCAGAAGAUGCACCAACCAUGGAAGACACAUCGAAGGUUGGCGGGUGGGUGUGGAUAUUUCUAUUUGGUUGUGUCAUCUUCCUGUCCUUGGUGUCCAACCUAGCCCUUUGCACUGCCGUCUUCACCGACCGGAGGAAGCACAAGAUUGUCUAUUUCAUGCUCAUUCUCUUCUUUGUCAUCAACCUCAUUGACUAUUCCGUGCUUCUGUUCGAGUUCAGUCUGGGGAUGGAACACCUCUUCCCCUACAGUGAGGGCAUUUGUACCUUGUACCAAGUUACACUUCGCAGUUAUCCCAUCCUUCAAGCAUGGGCCAUUGUCAUACUUCUUCAUUACACUUGCAAUGUGUAUUUGCUCCCAGAGGACUUGCCUUUUCGCACCGCCGUGGGAGCUGCUAGCCAAAGAACCAGCAACCAUCAUCAUCAUACAUUAGUGCAAUGCAACUCCCGGACUAGCAACUUGUACUUGUUUGGCUCCAUCCUGUUGGGGUUGUUCCUAGCAACUUGCCUCUUCUCCAUUCCGACGGCAUAUUUUGCCAAGGUUGUGGUUUUUGAGGAGAAUCUUCGCUAUUGCGAGAUUGAUCCUUCAGCCUUGGCCUCACCUCAAGGCAAUGUGCACAAGGCAGUCUCCUUUUACUAUCUCAUCUACCAAGCCCUGCUUAGCUAUUGGCUGCCCCUACUGGUGUCCAUACCUUUCAUGCUUCGUCUGGCUUACUCCAAACACGGGAAUAAAUAUCCUGAGGUAGCUCUGGUCUCAUCCACGGCCAUCUCGUUCUUCGUGUUCUAUCUUCUCCAUGGAUGCGUUGUCCUCAUCCGUCACUCUCUGGAUGUCUCCGGUCAUGAUCUCUCCACAUACCACGCCUGGAUGAUCAAGGUGUUACAAUCCCUCUUCUGGCUCCUGGCCUUUUCCUGGCACGUUUUCCGAGCCGCUCUGGUCAUUCUACUUGACCCCGAUCUCAAGGAGUCCGUGCUCCACCCGUCGUGUUGCUUUGCUAGGCGGUCCCCACCCGCAUCGUCCGCGUCUACGAUAGGAAUCUUUCCCUCAUCCUUCCACACUUCUCCUUCUCCGUUAGCCCUUUUUCGUGAGGGAAGGCGGGAUCAGCACAACCAAGAUCUCGAGAACCGUCUGCUUAUGAAGGUGUCCACAAUGCCCCUGUUUCGGGCCCCCCUUCCAGCCGUUCAAAAGAAAGAGGAACAGAUCCACUUGUUCCACGGGGAAGCUGAUGAUAGUACUCUCUAAUGUGAAAUAGCUAAGAACCCUCUUCAAACCCAAAGGUGUGGCUUGGACGCAAGUGCAAAGACUGUUAGUCAAAAGAAAAAUGAAAACCACAACAAAUCCAAACUUGGAGAGAGAUAGGCCCCAUUGGUUUUUAAAUGAUAUAGCUUGACUUCUUCUAUACCAUAAGCCGACAUCCCUUUCUGUUCGCGUCUGAGCUAGACAUUCGGUUGGGCAAUGUGUCUUUUUGGUUCAACCAAGCCAUGGCCUCCAUUGAAAUCAUUUCAUCUCAAAUUGUCAUAAAUGUAAGAAAAUGUCCUGGUGAGGAGAAGAUGGAUAGAUUAAUGAUGUCCUUUUCAUUUGAUGUUGGCAUUGCCGUUCUGUUUCACAACGAUUCUGGAUGAUGCCGACGAGAAAAAAAAGGAUCUAAGACCUGAGUAAAAUAUGUCGAACAGAACUGAUGGCCAACAAAAACAAGUCUGUCUUUAGAAAGUCAAUUUGUAUACCAGAUAUAUAUAUAUAUAUAUAUAUAUAAACACCCCGCUCCCGAAUAUUUACGACUAAAUAAUCGUGCAAUUAGUAUUCCUUAGCCAAUUUAUGUUACUCCCUCGCCGACCCGACGACCUCAAUAGAAUGCUUUGCUUGCGGAGAAACGAUUGAUAGACAUUCGUGCGAAACGUCUUCAAAUCUCCAAAUUAACUUUUCCCUCAACCAUCAUUAUUCGCUUGAUUAUAAUUAUUAUUGUCAUUAUGAUUAUUAUUCAUAUUGUGUGUCAGUAAGUAAAUUCAUUCAGUUCUUUGUACAUUGUUUUUCUCGGUGAAAUCCCUUUCGGAAGGGACUUUCUUCUUGUUGCAUAGAAAAAAUAAAUGUCAAAUUCAAAGAUUGAAAGCUUCA
This is a messenger RNA of Tigriopus californicus, 2880 nucleotides long. RefSeq lists its product as uncharacterized. Bases 679 to 2010 code for a protein of 443 amino acids. The transcript has 3 exons. NCBI's taxonomy places the organism in Eukaryota, Metazoa, Arthropoda, Copepoda, Harpacticoida, Harpacticidae. The record is from RefSeq and is a predicted model, not a curated record.